GCCCGCGGACCGUGAGCCCCAGGUCCUCCACCGCCGGGCUGCGGCCACAAAUAGGCUUAUGACGCCACAAGAGAGCGCCCUCCCACUAUCCGAGUUAGCGAUUAGUGUGAUAAAAAACCCAGGUUGACCCUUCCCCCUCGCAGCGCAGAAGCAGUAACGCUGUGUCGUCAGCACGUCUGCCGGAGAGGAGAGGAGAGCCGUGGCGGGGCGUGGUCAGCUACGGAGUCGGUCUCGCGAGGCUUUCCUGCGUUUCUCUGUUCACGGUUGGAUUAGAUCCUAAAUUGUUGGAUUCGUGUUCCUAGUCUUCGCGUACCUGGGUUCCCGGGCUGCUGCCUGGACCCUUCCGCAGCUGUCCUCGAUGUAUCACAACAGCAGCCAGAAGCGGCACUGGACGUUCUCCAGUGAGGAGCAGUUGGGGCGCCUCCGGGCCGACGCCAACCGCAAGUUCAAGUGCAAAGUGGUGGCGAACGGGAAGGUUUUGGCAAAUGAUCCAGUCUUUCUUGAGCCUCAUGAAGAAUUGAUCAUCUGCAAAUAUUAUGAAAAAAGACUAUUAGAUUUCUGUUCCAUAUUUAAGCCUACAAUGCCAAGAUCUGUGGUGGGUACAGCAUGUAUGUAUUUCAAGCGUUUUUACCUCAAUAACUCAGUGAUGGAAUAUCACCCUCGGAUAAUAAUGCUCACUUGUGCAUUUUUGGCAUGUAAAGUAGAUGAAUUUAAUGUGUCCAGUGCACAAUUUGUUGGAAAUCUAAGAGAGAGUCCUCUUGGACAGGAAAAGGCACUUGAACAAAUUUUGGAAUAUGAACUCUUACUUAUUCAGCAGCUUAAUUUCCACCUUAUUGUGCACAAUCCUUACCGGCCAUUUGAGGGUUUUCUCAUUGACUUAAAGACUCGUUAUCCAAUACUAGAAAACCCAGAAGUUCUAAGGAAAACAGCCGAUGACUUUCUAAAUAGAAUUGCUUUGACAGAUGCUUACCUUUUAUAUACACCUUCACAGAUUGCUCUGACUACCAUUUUAUCCAGUGCUUCUAGGGCUGGAAUUAACAUGGAAAGUUAUUUAUCAGAAAGUCUUAUGCUGAAAGAGAAUCGAACCUGUUUGUCACAGUUAUUAGAUACAAUGAAAUGCAUGAAAAACUUAGUAAAGAAGUAUGAACCACCAAGGCCUGAGGAAGUUGCUGCCCUCAAACAGAAACUAGAGAAGUGUCACAGUGCUGAACUUGCAUUUAAUAUAAAUGCAAAGAAGAGGAAAGGUUAUGAAGAUGAUGAGUAUGUCUCAAAGAAAUCUAAGCUGGAAGAGGAAGAAUGGACUGAUGAUGAUCUUAUAGAUUCUCUGUAACUUGAUGGAUGUUACCAAGUGUUAUGUUGGAGCAUUUAAAGUUGAACUGUAAAGUUUGCCACUUCCAAGGAGAAAGAAUCCAAGUGAUUAUCUUAAUUCUAAAGUGUACAGUGAAAAUAAUUCCCUCUAAUUAAACGUUUUCUAUUCCUGGUA
Monodelphis domestica (gray short-tailed opossum) is the source of this 1483-nucleotide messenger RNA. It is a transcript of the gene CCNH, whose product is annotated as cyclin H. Gene Ontology annotation, biological process: DNA-templated transcription; regulation of transcription by RNA polymerase II. The record is from RefSeq and is a predicted model, not a curated record. Gene Ontology annotation, cellular component: transcription factor TFIIK complex. Gene Ontology annotation, molecular function: cyclin-dependent protein serine/threonine kinase regulator activity. Lineage: Eukaryota; Metazoa; Chordata; Mammalia; Didelphimorphia; Didelphidae.